CAGAAUAGUUCCAGAUGUGGCCAUGUUUAGUUUCGAUCUCCGAAGUUUUGCGCUCAUCGUCAUAUAAACCGCUACAUUUUUAUACUGACUGCUGAAAGAUUUCUUUUCCAGUUCCAUAUGUGGAGCGCUUAUUAAGCUCUCCCAAAUGCUAGCAUUCGGUCGACGCGAUUAUUCCGUCAGAGCAAAGACCUGUCGAGUGUGGUCGGGCAAAUUGAUCGUAUGAUCCGCCGUCUCGGCCGAUCGGACGGCCGCAGUGCUGAUAUAGGAAAUUCGGUACUUCACUCCGGGGUACCAUCGAGAGCGCAUACGCACAAAAGCGAAAAUGGCAGUAGAGAGUGUUUCCGCGGCUGAGACUCUGAUCCAAAGCAACAACGAUAACGAUUUAGAAGAUGGAGAAAUUCCAUCAGACGAAGAUGAUGAACCAAUUAUCUGUGCAACAAUUGAGGCACCAGUGGAGGUUGCCAAACCAACAUCAAAGCCAGAUACUGCAAAAAAUAAAAAUUUUGAUGCAAAGUUCAACAAGAACAAAAAAUCGCAAGCUGCACAAGCAGCUGGUAAGCAUGACCGAUUUUUGAAAUAUAAGGGACUGACUGAAGACUGGGCUGGAGAUGUCGAAAAAGCUAUUAAAGCUGCGAUGGAAGAGGAUGGAGGAAAGAAUCAAGAAUCCAAGCCAAAAAGUAAAAACAACAGAAAUAAAGUUAGGAAAAGAAUGCGCGAUGAGAGGGAAGAGGAUCGUGGUAAAGAUCAGAAGAAACGAAAAUUAAGCGAGGAUGAAAACACAAUUGAGGAUGAAGACGAAAUGUUGUUUGUACGGGGAGCUUCUCCCAUCAGGAAGGAUUCUCAAGAAAAUAAUUCUCCCAGGCGCACGAAUGAGCAUGAAAGUUUUGACAACAAUUCGGAUUAUGAGGAAAGAUCCAACAUAAAUCGACAUAGAGAAAAUGACAGCAAACGCGGUACUGGACGUGGAGGAGGUGGAGGAGGAGGAGGAGGAGGAGGAGGAGGGCGUCGUGGUGGCAAGAACGAACGCGGUAAGAACAAGACCCGGGGUCAAGCUCGAAAUGAUCGAAAUAGUCGGCGUCAGCAGAACAACGAUCACGGGCAAGAUCAAUCGGACACAAUUUGCGUAUAUUAUAUGCAAGGAAAGUGUCACAGGGGGGAUGAUUGUCCAUAUUCGCACAACGCUUUGCCACCUAGAAAGAUGGAAUUGUGCAAGUUCUACCUUAUGGAUUGUUGUGCAAAACGAGACAAGUGCCUCUAUAUGCAUCAUGAUUUUCCUUGCAAGUUCUUCCACACAGGUUUAAAGUGCAGUCAGGGUGACAACUGUAAAUUUUCUCAUCAGCCUUUAAACGAACAGAUAAAAGGUAUUCUUUUAAAACACUUGGAAACUGCACCAAAGGAAAUUCUUGGUGAUUUUCCAAGGUUAAGUAGAGAAGGUGCAGUAUUAAUGAUAAAUAAUACAGCACGUUCUUUAGCACAAGGUCAAGAUACAACAAAUCAAAAGAUUCCUAGUCUCUUCGAAUUGAAUUUAUCAGUACCUGUAGAAAAGGCUGAUGAAAAAGAAGAGAAAGAAGAACAAACAAAUCAGCAAAAGAUUAAUGUGAGGGAAAGAAAACCUUCUGGAAAAAAGACGCGAUGGGGAUCAGAUGAGGACAGAGUUCCUUAUGAGCAGAUUAUGCUAAUGCAGUCAGCAAAUGAACUUGGGCUUCAACUUCCGAACGCGGCAUUAGGUUUAGCCACUCAACAGACACAAAUUGCUGCACCGCCUGUAGAUUUCUAUAGCGAAAGAACUGCAGAAUCAAAUAAAACUCUUGAAAAAACAAAAGAAGAUUAUCUGAAGACCAUAGAAGAAACAAAUAUAUCAGAUGAGUUGAGAAAGAGGAAAGAUAUUGACUUAAGGCAGUUAUUAAAUGCAAAGAAAUCGCCACCACUUGUCUUUAGUAUAGCCGAUAAAGUAGCAAGUCUUACUAAGAAUAAACUUGACGACGAAAGUGAUCAAGAUGAAGAAUCGGAACUCGUUAUCGAAGUGCCAACUGAAGAUGAGGAUAAGGAAAGGGGAAAGCUCCACAGUAGCGAACAAAGUGAACGUCUCAUUUCUUCAUGUAUAGAAGUUCACGAGACAAUGCCACCUCGCUUACCAAAAAAGGCGCAAGAAUUGUUUAUGCGAAUACAACAGCAACAACGCGCGGCUCAGGACAGUUUGAAAAACAUGGAUAAUGAUUCCGACGCACCUAAUACCGAUCAAAUAAUCGAAGAUUGGUAUUCGGAUGACGAAGACGACGAUGAUGAUGACGACGAGGGAGGUAAUCUUACCAUAGUGGAUAGUUCGAAAGACGAAAUUGAAUCCAUCGAAAAGACUCAGAAUGUUGUUAUCAAAGAGAACUUCCAGUCUGCGACAUCUAUAUCCAAUGUACCUCAACCGGCCGCUAUUGUGGACAAACUAGGUGACCUGAGCAAGAUUGAUAUCAGUGCCGAGGUAUCUAAAUUGCUCUCUACCCUGAAGGCUCAGAGUUCCACGAACAACAAGACGCAGCAAGCGGCAAACUCGAAUCAAGAUACGUCGAAGAUUAAAUCAAUGCAAGAUAUAAAGACAGAUAGCGAGACAUCGUCAAGUCCGAGACGGUCACCGGGUCCGAGUUCAUCAACAAUGUCUAUAUCCAGGGAUCCACGAAUGUCUCGGGAUCCCAGGCAACGUCGAGAAGUUGAGCAGAAACCGAGCAGCCCUAGCAUAUCUUCUGAUGUGAAGAGAGAGCAGAAGCCCCUCAGGCUAGAAACGAGCAUCUACAGUUCCGGUAUUACCGCGGUAGACGCUAACAUGGAUACUGAUCUUCGCACGAGAGCGGAUCAAGAUCUCAGACGACAAGACAUGGAUUUCCGACAACGUUUCCAGUCUGGCGAUUUUGGUGACACAGAUUUGCGUGUCAAAUCCGAUGUAGAUCUGCGGCAGAUACUGAGCCUACCGUUCAAACCGGCACCUGCGCAUAUACCAUGUACUGAGAUCGACGCAAGUAUCGCGUCGCAUCCACCGAUGGCAUACAAAGUUUAUGUAGUCGAUAUACCCAGACCGGAUUACACUGGCCUCAAGCUAACCAAGAAUGAUGCACAGGUCAAAUAUGAUCCGCGCCUCCGCAAGAUCUUCCGUAUCACCAAACCUGAGCAACUAGCCGACUCGCCAAUGUCACCACCGCCACAGAUGAAGCAGGAGACACCGAAAUCGCCGCCGCAAUGUGUUCGCUCAGAUCCACGACGGAAAACUCUAGAAGCAGCAGCUUCCAAUCAACAAUCCUCGCAAAAUGCGACCAAUGCUGCAAUGAUGGCUAAAGGGAUGCAGCCAAUGGAGACAAUGGGAUCCAACAUCGGUCUUGGUCCCGCCAGCAUGCAAGUGAGACCUGGUAUGCCUGGCGGUCCAUUGCCUGGCGGCAUUCCGGGUCCACCUCAAAGUAUGAUAGGUCCGAUGGGUCCAAACCAUCCAAUGAACAUGGGUAACAUGGGUCCAAUGAGACCUAUGAUGAACGCUGGACCGAUGCCGCCGCAGAAUAUACCGCCUAUGGGUAUGCCACACGGUCCGUCGAUGGGUAUGAAUGGACCUGUUCCGAUGCCGUCCCAAGGUCAGAUGAAUUUCGAUCCACGUUUCAACGCGCAGCGUAACAAUGGAGCCGGACUAUUGGGCCCUGGGCCCGGUACCUUCGGACCGGAUAAUUACGAGGGAGGGCCGCCUUAUCCUUGCGGUGGCAAUUUCAAUAAUUUUGGAGGACCUAAUGGCGGUAGCAGUGAUCCGUUCGGUCCGAAUGGAUCAAAUGGACCCAAUUUUGGUCCGAUGAAUAGUGACGAUUGGGGCAGUAGACAGCGCGGCGGCCGUGUUCGCCGAAGAAAUCGCAGUAGGACCAAUAUGGUGACCAACAAUUAAAAGAUAUAUUAGGGAAAAUAGAUUGCGAACACCUUUCAUUAUAAUUCUCACAAGCGAUAGAAUUCGCGUGUGUAUAUAUGCGUGCA
Trachymyrmex cornetzi is the source of this 3990-nucleotide messenger RNA. RefSeq names its product suppressor of sable (gene su(sable)). The transcript has 9 exons. Gene Ontology annotation, cellular component: nucleus. Lineage: Eukaryota; Metazoa; Arthropoda; Insecta; Hymenoptera; Formicidae. The record is from RefSeq and is a predicted model, not a curated record. Bases 323 to 3904 code for a protein of 1193 amino acids. Gene Ontology annotation, molecular function: metal ion binding; RNA binding. Gene Ontology annotation, biological process: negative regulation of DNA-templated transcription.